AUGAAAAUCCAUGAUGUGUUCCAUGUCAGCUUAUUGUCUGCUUUCAAACAAGACACAGAGUUUGAUUGCACAUUCACCCCUCUGCCAACUGUGAUCACAGCACAGGGAGAAGAGGAGUAUCAAGUAGACAAAUUUGGAUAUGCACCCCAUGAGGACACAUGGGAACCAGCCAAGGAUCUACAGCAUUGCAAGGACAAAUUGCGCAACUUCUUUGCCAAUCAUGCAGAUGCCCCAGCCGCCAACAACACCAUCCCUGCCAAUGCGUGCAAAGUUCAAAGAGGCAAGAUAGUCAAACAACUCAGCAAGUCAAAAACUGCCUGCUUUGUCACUUUACAAGCUCUCACUGCCACAACUUGCCCUGCUAAGCUCUUCUUGCAAUCCCCAUUAUCCCAGCAUGCCCAUCUUCAGCUCUAUUGA
This is a messenger RNA of Rhizoctonia solani, 417 nucleotides long. RefSeq names its product Retrotransposable element Tf2 protein. NCBI's taxonomy places the organism in Eukaryota, Fungi, Basidiomycota, Agaricomycetes, Cantharellales, Ceratobasidiaceae. The coding region runs from base 1 to 417 and encodes 138 amino acids. The transcript is spliced from 2 exons. The record is from RefSeq and is a predicted model, not a curated record.